AUGUCCUGUUUUCUUGGUUUGUUUUUUGUUCUACAUCCAGAGGGAGAGAGUCCUGUGAUGGAUGCCUGUUUCUCAUGGCAAAUCGACUUAUUUAAUAUAGUGUUUUUUUAGUAUUUCUUGUAUUCUCGAUUUGAGAUCUUUUUGUAUUUACAUUAAUUAAUGGAGGGACCCAAAAUAACAGUCGUAAUCAGAAAGAGACCACUGGGAAAGAAAGAGCUUGCGCGUGGUGAUUAGGAUAUUGUGCAAGUGAAGGAUUAAGCUACAAUCUUGUUGAGCGAGAUCAAGCAGAAAGUUGAUCUGACCAAGUAUGUUGAAUAGCAUCACUUCAAUUUCGACUUAGCAUUUGAUGAGAGUGUAAAUAAUGAGGGAGUUUAUGCUACUGCAGUGCGUCCAAUAAUCGAAGCAGCUUUCAAUAAAGCAAAGUGCACUUGUUUUGCAUAUGGAUAAACAGGCAGUGGUAAAACAUUCACAAUGCUUGGACUCUAUCUGAUGGCUAGUUAUGACCUAUUCAACAUAUUAUAAAGACCUGAGUAUGGCAAUUUAUACGUGACCAUUUCAUUUUAUGAAAUCUACUGUGGCAAAUUGUUUGAUCUCUUAAAUGAUAGAACCUAAUUGGCUGCUCAGGAGGAUGCCAAAGGUAAUGUUUAAAUCAAAGGAUUAACUGAAAAAAAAAUUCAAAAUGUUCAGCAACUCAUGCAAAUCAUACAACAUGGAUAGAACUCCAGAGUUACUUCACAAAACUCUGCAAAUUCUGAAUCCUCACGAUCUCAUGCCUUACUAUAAAUUAAUUUAAAGUAAGGCAAGCUAGUUCAUGGCAAACUCUCAUUUAUUGAUUUGGCUGGUAGUGAAAGAGGAGCUGAUGUUAGGGACUAAGACAAAACCACUAGAGUCGACGGAGCUGAAAUUAAUAAAUCUCUCUUGGCUUUGAAAGAGUGCAUUCGAGCUUUGGAUCUGAAUAAGAAUCACACUCCAUUCAGAGGCAGCAAACUUACUCUAGUACUCAAAGAUAGUUUGAUUGGCAAUUGUAGAACUGUCAUGAUUGGUAAUAUCUCACCAAGUAGUGCUAAUAGUGAACAUACACUAAACACAUUAAGAUAUGCAGACAGAGUCAAAGAAUUGAAGAAACCAUAAGAAUAGAAAUCAGGAGGAGAUGCACUCAAUCGAGAAUUGAUGUUAGCUAGAACAGAUACAAAUGUAGUUCGCAAGGAAUAUAAAAAUCCUGAUUCUGAAGAUGAAGAAGGAGAUGAUUUAUAUAGUGGACCCCAAGGAUCUUAAGGUGGGUUGACUCAGAUGAACAAUCAGAAAUAUCAAUAAUAUAAUAACAUGACAUCUUCAUAACAGUACUCACAAUAAUUUCAAUAUGCUUAAUAGUAAUAGUAAUAAUAAUUGCCUCCUUAACCACUACCCUAACAACCAGCGAGAACAUUAUCAGCUAAUUCAUAAUAAUAGAUGCAACAAUAAUAAUAAUAAUAAUAAUAAUAAUAACAAUAAUAAUACAAUUAAUAAUUCACUAAUCCCUAUGCCAAACAACCAUAACCGUAACAAUAACAAUAACAAUAACCUCCUAAUCUUCCAAAAUCCAAAAGUGCUUAACCCAAUCAACCAUAGCAACAAUAGUAAUCAUCAUCAUAAACACAAUUGCCAAAUCAACAAUUCUUUAUGUAAUAAUAACCAAUGAUGGUCCCAUAAUAACCCAACAUUUAUUAAUAAUAAUAAUAGCCAAAUCUAUAGCAAUUCAUAAAUCCAUAACCUUAGCCACAACCAUAGAUGUAUAGCAAUUUACAGAAAUAAAAUGCUGUUCAGCAAAACCAACUGUUAUAUCAACAAUAACAAAACCAAUUCCCUUAGCAAUAAAUGUUCUAGCAAUACCCUCAGUAAACCUAUGUCAACAACAAUCAGUAUUAUCCAAAGUAACAACCCUUGAUUCCUGGAAUGAAUCCAAUUCCUCAAUAGCCAAACAAUUUCAUGCCGCACUACUUGGAUAACAAUUUAAAUUAGUAACAAUAAGAUCCAUUUGUUAAUGACGAUUUUCAAGGCGAGGAUGUAGACAACCUAUUGUUGGAAGAAGUGGAUCCAGAAUAAGAGAUAUAGGAAUAAAGAAACUAAUUAUUGUCUUAACAACAUUAAGAGUUAGUGAACAAAGUAUUACAAGAAGAAGAUGAAAUCAUUGUGUUCCAUAGAGAUCAUAUCGAUGUAAUGGUCGAGAUCUGCAAAUCAGAUAUGAUUCUAUUGAAUUCAUUGGAUCAAAAUCAAGUGGCUGUGGCUGAUUAUAUGGUGAAGCUAAAAUAGAAUUUACAAGUCAAACAACAGGCAAUCAACGAUUUCAUAAGCAAGCUAGGACAAUACGAAUAGUUGCUGGAAUAAGAAGCUGAAUUAAAUGAAUAAUUGAAGGAGUUCGGAUUGGGUAAUAACUCAAAUUAAACAAAUAUAUAAUGA
Molecule: messenger RNA, 2436 nt
Organism: Paramecium tetraurelia
Lineage: Eukaryota; Ciliophora; Oligohymenophorea; Peniculida; Parameciidae
Exons: 7
Biological process (GO): microtubule-based movement
Molecular function (GO): microtubule motor activity; microtubule binding; ATP binding
Source: RefSeq, a predicted model, not a curated record